Molecule: messenger RNA, 3301 nt
Organism: Nomia melanderi (Alkali bee)
Lineage: Eukaryota; Metazoa; Arthropoda; Insecta; Hymenoptera; Halictidae
Source: RefSeq, a predicted model, not a curated record
UCAAUUCAAGACUUCUCACUACCUUAUUGUUUCGGAAGAAAGGAAUUUCACGAUUCCCGUUGGAAUGCAACGCAGCCAAUAUGGCGGCCACUGAAGACGAGGCAAAUCCACUUUGCUGGUAAAAGUGGAAAGAAGUUAGCGAGAAUGAUCGAGCACCGCGACGCGAUCCUCUACGAGAUCCGCGGCAACGAGAGUUUUAUACGGAACGAAACUCUCCUGCAGAACGUGUCCUUGAUCGAGGACUACAUCUUCGACAGGACCGACGUGAAAGUGAUCUUCAUCACGCUCUACACUGUCGUCUUCGUUUGCUGCUUUUUCGGUAACCUUAUGGUGAUCUUCGUGGUAAGCUUCUCCCGACGACUACGCAGCAUCACCAACUUCUUCCUGGCGAACCUAGCAGUGGCUGACUUCUGCGUGGGCGUGUUCUGCGUCUACCAAACGCUGACCAACUACCUGACGAACAGCUGGCAACUAGGAGACCUGCUCUGCAAGGUCUACAUGUUCGUCCACGCGCUGUCUUACACGGCUAGCGUGCUGAUCCUGGUUCUAGUCUGCGUGGAACGCUACCUGGCCAUCGUCUAUCCGAUAAAAUGUAGAUCAGUGCUAACCAGAAGACGUUUGAGGCUAGUGGUGGCUUUGGUCUGGCUGAUAGCGGCAAUUUACGCCUCGCCAAGGUUCUUUUACGUGGAGACAGUUAGCAACCGGCUGAUCACUGGUGACGUGGACAUCAUUUGCAUAGCGAACAUCAAGAAACAUAAUAAGAAUGUCCUGGAAGCAUUGAACUUGGUGUUGCUGUACCUUGUGCCACUGUGUCUGAUGACUUGUUUGUACUCGAGGAUUGCGAUUGGAUUGUGGAGAAGUGGCGCCACGUUAGCUACCCCUGGCAUGGUGGCUAGGACCAAGAACGACAAGAGUCAUCACAUGCACAGUUCUAGUAGGAAUGUGUUGAGGGACAGGCGAGGCGUCAUCAGGAUGCUGAUCGCGGUAGUGAUGAUGUUCGCCGUGUGCAAUCUACCGCAACAAGCCCGAAUCAUUUGGCGUCACUGGGACUCGAGCUACGACCGGACAUCGGACUUUAGCACGCUGCUCACUCUGUCCACCUUCUUGAUCUCUUACACAAACUCCUGCCUGAAUCCUCUGCUGUACGCAUUCCUCUCACGAAAUUUCCGCAAAGGGAUCCAGGAGCUACUUUUCUGCAAAGGUUCACGAAGGCGAGCAGUUAGCCUAGCCAUGGGAUACACCAGGGACACUCAAACGCGACAGGAAAAUGGCGCGAAUCAGCCUCACAGUUCUAUAAUAAGGCUCAGUUCAGUUAGAGACAGUCCUCGUAGGCCUGGAACAAUCACAAGGCAAACAACUUGCGAGAAGAUCUCUUGAUCCGAAUUAAUGGCGGACAGUCGAUUCGACGGCCCGCCAAAGGAUUGCACCGAAACUGAGCUAAUUUAAGCUAGGGAUUUGCUGAAAAAUAAAAAUAGAUUUAUUGAAUGAAGUUUCUUGGAGACAUGCAAUGAAUCAGAUUUUGUAUGUGAAAGAAGGAAAUAAGUGUUGUAUAAAAGCGCAAAUAGAUUUGUCGAGCAAGGGUUCCCAGAGCCAUGCACAAUCGGGAAAAGAAUUUUUUACGAGAAACAAGGGAACAGUCGUAUUUGCAUGAAAGUUGUGUUGAAUUAAGUGAAGAAUACAAGAUUUACGAGGUUACAUUGUUGACCACUGCAUAGUCGCAAGUACUAAAGGAUCUACAAAGAGAGGAUGCUGUAAUUCAGUUUAUUGAGCUCAACAGAGCGCGUGAAAGGAAACUAUACGUAACAGUGGCAAAAGUGCCAGUAAUUAAUUUAAUCUCUAAACAGUCCAACAAUUAAUGAAACAAAUUAUUUGUCAGUAGAAGAUUGGAAAUUUGUACCGUAUAUACUAAAUAUUAUCCAUCAUCAUAACUUAAGUUUCAUUAACAUUUGCAAUUCGUAUACAAGAUGGCAGUCAUAUUGGAAUCUACGUAUGUAUUUCGAGAAAGAAACUAUACGUAGGAAUAAAACAGAGUGUCAGUAAUUAAUUCAAUCACCAAACAUUCCAACAACGGAAGAAAAAAUCAUGUCCCAAGUAAAUUCGAAAUUUAUACUGAAUAUACUGAACAUUAUCAAUCGACAUAACCUAAAUUCCAUUAACAUUUGCAAGCUUCGUAUAUAAGAUGGCGACCAUAUUGGAGUCCACAUAUUCCGUUGCUCGAAUGGUUAUUUCGUCCAAUUUUCUCAUACUACCUUGUAUAUAACGCCGUAUCAAGGUUCAGAGCGUCAGAUGUGAAUCUCUUCCCGGUUAUUUUCGCGAUCCCACACUGAUAUUGGCAAUUUUGGACUGUCGAAUCCCCGGUGACAGGGAACUCGCAUUAAUUUCGCCCCGUACGGACAUUUGGCACCGGCACAAGUGAUUUCGCCGAGCAACUAUCCUUGCUCUUAGACAAUAUUUCCCGCGGAAGCGCGCGGCGAGGAAAGACUGCGACCUAAUACGCUCCUAUUGGAACCGCAACGUGCUCAGUGCUCGUGUUUUGUGGUUAUACGAUACUGUGGAAGCAUUUAUUCCGUCACCAGCAAACAAAGACGAACGACACUUUGUCCCAGCAGCGGAUAAUGAAUGGGAACAAUGCACGCUUACCGUCGUCCCUCAAACGAUCCUGCGAAUUUUCUUCAUCGAGACGUGAGUAACGCCCGAUAUAUAACUUAAAUGUCGUAUUACAUCUUUUUAGAGGAAUUAGUAUUAGUAAACAAAGGCAAAUUGGAUUGUCGUCUGUUUGAUAAUAAAGAAAUAAAACUACUUAACCGUUAACAUCUGCCGGCAGUUAUUUAUUGAUCCUUUAACACGUUCAGUGCCGCACGAUUUUGCCGAGACAAAUAUAGAAAGUGAAAAUAAUAUAAUAUCGAAUUAUGUAGUUGAAUUACGUUGUUAUUAUUGCAGAUUUGAAUUUUUGAAUAUCAGUGCGUUAAGUGGUACUACUUAUAAUAUAGAAAAGUUUUCAGAUAAUCAUCGUUUAAUCGAAUGAAAUAUAGUAAUUAUAAUUGGCAUCCAACGUGUGAGAGAUCAAUAAUUAACAACUGAGAAUUUUUUAAGAAAAUUCGCAAUGGCAAUAGUAAUUAUCAUUGUAAAUCGAUCAACCAUCUCGUUUAACAUAGAAGAAUGAUUUUUUUAAGGUUAUUAUGUACAAGAAAACGAUCAAACUUAUUUUUUAUUGUAAAGUCUAUUAUUAGGCUUUCGGUAAAGUGUUAAUAUAAUAAUAAAAGUUGAAAAAGAAUUUUGUAAUCUGUCUUUGGCAAAUGAC